AUGGGAAGUGUGAUAAGUCACGCUGCCAAUGGCGUUGGAGGUCUUUUAGGGGACGCCAUUACUGCUCCCUUCAAGACCGUUUUUGGUCGUUCAUGCGAGGACAUCUGUUCUGGACCAUGGGAUGUGAUUUGCUUUAUUGAGCAUUUAUGUGUCUCAAAUCUGUUGAGACUUUUAAUGAUUUUGGUCCUAAGCUACAUCACUUUAUUGUUCUUCUACCUAUUAUUCAAGGUUGGAAUUUGCCAAUGCAUUGUAAAAAGCCUUUGUAAGAUGUGUUGGGCUGCUUGUGAAGCAUACUGGUAUGCACUUGAAGAUAUUACCUGUUUCUUGUGGCACAAGUUAAUGAACACCAAGAGGGUAAACCGCCGCCGCAGGCGGCCCCAGCGCCGUCGUUUUCAUGACAUAGAACAAGGCUACAGUACAAGCGAUGAAACUGACUCUUCCGAAUAUGAUAAUCACCAUUUGGUCAAAGACAUUAGGAAGAACUACUCUGUUAAAAGAGGGAGAAGAGAGCGGUUUCAGAACUCCUCCUUUAGAAAUUCAAGUGGGAUUGGUCCCUCUCGAAGUAGACACCACCAUGUAAAUUUGAAGAGUAGAGAAGUUUCUGUGCAUGGGUUUAAGGGCAGGUCUCGUAGACUAAGAAGAGACUCAAGACAACUUCAGUCAAGGAAAGUGAGAAAUGUGGGAAGAGAAGCCAAAGUUUUCAAGAAGAGACGACUUAGGUGAGUGUGACAUAGUACUUGUAAUGAAUAAUUAAGUACCAUAUGUAGACUACUGCAAUUCUGUUGUGAAGCAUUUGAUUUAGUGAGUCAAAUUAACAAAUUUGGAAAGAAAUUAAUAGAUAAUGGCAAGGAGCUAUCUUCUUAUUAGGUAAUUUUCUU
Messenger RNA from Humulus lupulus (European hop), 878 nucleotides. RefSeq lists its product as uncharacterized. The transcript has 3 exons. Bases 1 to 723 code for a protein of 240 amino acids. Lineage: Eukaryota; Viridiplantae; Streptophyta; Magnoliopsida; Rosales; Cannabaceae. The record is from RefSeq and is a predicted model, not a curated record.